AUGGGUCAUAUUGCCAAGUAUUGCAAGCACUAUAAUCCAAGAAGAGACGAAGCCCAAAUGGCUCAUGAGGAGGACAACGACUCAGAAAAAGUUCUGUUAAUGGCAACCACUGUCCAAGCAGAAGGUCUAGAAGGUAAUAGUUGGUAUCUUGACACGGGAUGCUCAACACACAUGACGAGAAGGAAAGACUGGUUCGCAAGCCUCGACGAAUUAAUUAAAAGCAAGGUGAAGUUCGCAGAUGCUCGCGUUCUAAUGGCAGAAGGGGUUGGAAAGAUCACGGUAAAGAAGAAGAAAGGCGACCAAGUUCUCAUUAUAGAUGUCUUAUUCGUCCCUGGAUUGAAGAGCAACCUGUUAAGCCUAGGCUACUUACUGGAGAAAGGAUACACCUCUAGAUUGGAAAAUAAGAUGCUCAGGGUGUACGAUAAGCAAAAUCACCUGAUAUUGAAGUCACCCCUUACGAAGAACCGAACCUUCAAAGUAGAGAUUGAUGUUGUAGAUCAAGAAUGUCUUGCGGUUACGGUAAAGAAGGAGGAAUGGCUUUGGCAUUACCGUCUUGGACACCUCAACUUCAGAGACUUGCAGAACCUGAAAUCCAAAGACAUGGUGCGAGGCUUACCCCAUAUAUCUCCACCCAAUGAAGUGUGUAGUGAUUGCAUGGAGUCUAAACAGCUGAGGAACUCCUUUCAAUAG
Messenger RNA from Cajanus cajan (pigeon pea), 690 nucleotides. RefSeq names its product retrovirus-related Pol polyprotein from transposon TNT 1-94. Lineage: Eukaryota; Viridiplantae; Streptophyta; Magnoliopsida; Fabales; Fabaceae. The record is from RefSeq and is a predicted model, not a curated record.